Blastocystis hominis is the source of this 1711-nucleotide messenger RNA. RefSeq lists its product as hypothetical. NCBI's taxonomy places the organism in Eukaryota, Bigyra, Opalinata, Blastocystidae. Bases 50 to 1711 code for a protein of 553 amino acids. The transcript is spliced from 6 exons. The record is from RefSeq and is a predicted model, not a curated record.
CGGUGAUAUCAGAAUGAUUGUUUGUAUCGUUAUUGAUACAUCUGGUCAUAUGAAUCAGUUGACAGCUUCAAGGCAAUCCAUCAUCACUGUAGCUAAGAAUUCUGCUAUCACAUUAGUUAAUUUAUGCCCCGAUCAGUGUAUGAUUGCCUUGUUCACUGGAAAGAUGCAGAGGAAGGUUAAACUCUAUACCAAAGAGGAGGCAACCAAACUAAUAUUGAAGAUUGAAGCAGUGGAUGUUACAAAUUACCCGAAUUUGAUAACCAAUGCUGUAGAGACGAUGAAUGAGUUUCUGCAAUCUGAAGAAUGCGAUACCUACGGAAGAGGCCGUAUUCGCCAGCUUUCUAUUCCUGUACAAUAUGUUCUUUACGCAUCGCCGCUUUCUUUAAAGUUCAAAGGACCCGAGCAAAUCACCCAUCUCUUUCGUUGGGAUACCCGCUUCACAGCCUUCAUCAUCAAUUCUCCCGUCUAUUACCCCAGCAACGCCAACACGAACACGAACACCCCCCCUACCGCCACCCAUCCGGAUCUCAAAGACACCUUCCUGCACUACCUCUGCACCAGCACAAACAGCCAAGUGAUCGAAGUGUCGCCCGCCUCCGUUCUCCAGCUGAGCAUCCGGCAAUUCCUCGUCCCCUCCCCCGACCCCGACUCCCUGGCGCGCCGCUUGCUCGCUCCCUUGUACCCCUCCAUCCAAAUCCAGCUGAACCCCUCGUUCGUCCAGCAGCAACGCAUCGAUUUCCUCGCGAUCGUCGUUCCGCUCAUAGACACUUCGCUCGAUCCGAAGGCUUCGCGCAGCCAACUCCUCGAUCAGUUCUACGCCAGUCCUCCCGAAUCGCCUCUCUUUUAUUGCUACCCCGAGCAGCGCGACAAGCAGAGCGUGUUCCCUGCGUUCCAGCUUCGCGGCGUGGCGUACAACGAGAAAGAAUCCAUGGAGAAAGCGCUCGCGGAGAGCAAGCUUCCGGUCGAUUCGAUCACAGUCGAUCCGAAUCAGGUCGUCGAAUCCACCAGUCGAGUUCUGGACCUGCUCAUGCGGGCGGUGAAGGAGAUGAAGGAGAAGAAGGAAGUGCCGUUUUUGUUUGGCGAGGACGAGCACGUGUAUGGAAUGAUUCAGCUCGUCGACCAGCAUUCUGUGCAGAUGCUCUUCUUUCCGCCCGACUUCCCGCUGCUUUUGAGUUUUAUCAGGGGUAAUCAGUUUGAGAAAAUCGUGGCGUGGAUUCAGACAAUUCCGUUGCAGUACAUACCGCCCAUCUAUGCAUUUCUGACAAGAAAGAAUAUUCAGCUUCCUUUUCCGUGUCCUGCUCUUCCUCCGAGAAGGAAGAGAUCCGAUAAAUUUUUAAUUUUGGAGAUGGCCGAGCCACUCGAACUCUUGUUCUUUCGAGACUAUCUCCUGCAUCCCGAUCUGGGGGUAAAAUCAGAGGAGGCUCAAACGUUGAAUCUCACCAUUUCCAAGGGAGGGCAGCUAUAUCCGAUGAAAAAGGAAGAAGAAUAUUCAUUUGCCGAGAAGAUCAACUUCUCGAAGAGUUUGGAGAUGGAAGAACAAUUCCGUGAUUACUUAACGGGAGAAGUUCAGUAUGACCCCACUACCAGUCGAACGCAUUAUCGAAGACGCAGCAAAAAGAAGGAUAAUCUGUUUUUCGAUUCUCUAGAUGAUGGCUUCUAUAUCCUUAUAAUCCUUUCUUUUUACAGCUUUCUUCAUUGUACUCGCAGAUGA